Messenger RNA from Parnassius mnemosyne (clouded apollo), 3864 nucleotides. NCBI's taxonomy places the organism in Eukaryota, Metazoa, Arthropoda, Insecta, Lepidoptera, Papilionidae. The record is from the annotation of a GenBank genome assembly.
AUGCGCCGCCUGCUGCUGCUGCUGGCCGCGGCCGCUGCCGCCCCCACUGCCCCGUCCACUCCUUCCACUCCCGCAACCCCUUCCAACCCCGCUGCUCCCGCACGUUUCUCCACCCCCGGUACAUCCGCCGCCCCGCAAGAAGCGCCCGCGCAAGAUUUCAUCCCCACUGGCACCGUCGACCCCGUAGUUCCCAUGCUUCUCGUGCUCCGCUCUGCGUGCGACGCGCGCGACCCCUCGUUCUUCAACUCGAGCGCACUUCAAAGCUACGCAUUGGCAGCGGGCCGCGCCUUAACACUGCGCGGUCCCUUUCGUAUCCUCAGUUACAAUGAGACGUGCGGCCCGGGAUGGCGUCUGUGGGUGACGCGUGGGAUACUGGGGGCGCUGGGCGCAGGGGAAGCGGCGGUGUGCGCGGGGCGGGGGCGGGCGGGGGUGGGGGCGGGGGAGUGCGGCGCGCUGGCCGCCGCCGCGCGCGCGCUGCGCACGCCGCAGCCGUCCGCCUGCGCCGCGGCGGCCGCCCGCGCGGCUGCUGUAGCCUUGCUUGCCACUCGCUUGCACUGGCGCAGAGUGCUCCUUCCGCCGAGUGCGCAAGGCGGCGAGUGCGCGACCGCAAUGCUGGCAGUGGCUCUCGAGUUAACAGCAGCAGGCCUGCUCGUUAGCCGAGCACCACUCUCGCAUUAUAAGCAUGAUCAUCAUUCACACGCUGUGAUUUUGUGCUCUUCGAACGUGGAUUCCUUGCGCUGGCUACACGGCGGAGCAAGCGCGCCGGCGGUACUCCUCCUGCAUCUCGCGCUCGACGAUGACCUUACUGUGAUACAUGACGCACAUGUUCCCUUAGAUAUAAGGAACCAAAACUCUGUGUCAACUUUAGAAUUAGUACAUACGGCCGUCGGUCAGUUACCUCAUUUUGAGAAUUUAAGCAAUAAUAUUUACACUUCGUCUCCAGUAACAGAAAGCACUAUUGAUCAAUAUUACGAAAGGGAUAAACUUGACUCUUUACAAAAAACGAAAGCAAUAAUUAAGAGAAAUAAAAUAAAUUCCAGCCUGUAUCAUAACUUUAAGAAAAGCAAUGGAAAAGGUGUAAUAGAAAAAAAAUCGCGUUUAUUUUUAGUUCGCCGCAGACGCCAAUCGUCAGGCAGUCGUCGCUUGCGACGAAGCGUCAACUCUGAAUGGUUAAACAACGCUAAUGGAGUUCGUCCGCUGAUUCUCAGCGACGUCAGCCUAGAAUUCGAAUCCAAAACGUACUCACCGAAUACCAUAUAUGACGAAGUACUAGACGCCGUCGAGCGAUAUGUGGAAGCGGCAAAGACAAGAAUCGAAAUCUCCCGACAGACAUACUUUCUAUAUGAGAGUGCAACCGAUUUGAGAACGUGGACCCCGGUAGUGACGUUAGCUACGAGCUCCGUGCGUUCGCUGGAUAGUUUCGAGGAUUGGGUGACGGUAGUUAACGUGAUAGACCCCGGCGGCAAGUUUGGACGUUGGAGCACGGCGUUGGCAGAACGAUCGAACAUCGGCUCGGGUGUGGUGGGUGUGGCGAGCGCGUUGGGCGUGUGCGGUACGCUGGCGCUGGUGGUGGGCGGGGCGCUCGCCGCCCGGCGAGCGGUGCGCCGCCAGCGCCCACAAGGUGCCCCAGUGCUGAGCGUGGGAGACUUCGCGUUCCCAGGCGAGGAACUGCGCGUGGGCGACGGCAUGCAGAGCAUGGUGUCGUGCUGGCUGCAACAGCUGCACGAGUUCGGCGGGCCGCACCCCGCGCACUCGCCGCGCCGCACCUCCGCACCCUCUUCCACGUGCAGCGUCUCCCGGCUGCCGCCCGACCGCCGCACCAGAUAUAAGGGAGAUCCGGUACACAUGAAGUACCUACCGGUCGCCGGCUCGCUGGAGCUCAAGCGGAAGGCUGUUGACGUCCUUCUCGUAAUGCAAGGCCUUCGCCACGAAAACCUCAAUCCAUUUAUAGGAUGCCUGGCGGAGGCACGUCCAGCGCUGGUGUUUGAGGCGUGCGGGCGCGGCUCGCUGGAGGACGUGCUGGUGGCGGACGACAUCCGGCUGGACUGGACGUUCCGGCUGUCGCUGCUGACGGACUUGGUGCGCGGCAUGCGCUACCUGCACGCGUCCCCGCUGCGCGCGCACGGCCGCCUCAGCUCGCGCAACUGCGCCGUCGACUCGCGCUGGGUGCUGCGCGUCUCCGAUUACGGACUACCGCCCUUCGCGCAAGCCCAGGGUCUUCCGUUACCCCAUCGCUCCGCUCGAGAACUGCUGUGGACGGCGCCGGAGCUGCUACGCGAAUCACGUGGCGCGGGCCGCGGCUCGCCCGCCGGCGACGUGUUUUCCUUCGGCAUCAUCAUGCAGGAGGUGAUCGUGCGCGGAGAGCCCUACUGCAUGCUGGCACUCACACCCGACGAGAUCGUGGAGAAGCUGUGCCGGCCGCCGCCACUGAUCCGUCCAUCGGUAUCGAUGGGCGCGGCGCCGCCCGAGGCCGUGGGCGUGAUGCGCCAGUGCUGGAGCGAGGCGGCCGACCUGCGUCCCGACUUCAACCGACUCUACGACGUAUUUCGCCACAUGCACCGCGGCCGAAAAAUCAAUAUAGUCGACUCCAUGUUCGAGAUGUUGGAAAAAUAUAGCAAUAACUUAGAAGAACUUAUAAAAGAAAGAACAGAGCAAUUGGAUAUGGAAAAGAAGAAAACCGAACAGCUUCUUAAUAGAAUGUUGCCAAGAUCAGUUGCAGAGCGGCUGAUGUUGGGCUCACGCGUGGAGCCCGAGGAGUUUGAGGAGGUGUCCAUCUACUUCAGUGACAUCGUGGGUUUCACGGAGCUGGCAGCACGCUCCACACCCGUGCAGGUCGUGGACUUGCUGAACGACCUCUACACAACCUUCGAUGCCGCCAUCGAACAAUACCGCGUAUAUAAGGUGGAGACGAUCGGCGACGCGUACAUGGUGGUGGGCGGGCUGCCAGUGCGCGCGCACGACCAUGCGGAGAGCGUGGCCACCAUGGCGCUGCACCUGCUGCACCUGGCCGGCCGCUUCCGCGUGCGCCACCUGCCGGCGCAGCCGCUGCACCUGCGCAUCGGCCUGCACUCCGGGCCCUGCUGCGCCGGCGUCGUCGGCCUCACCAUGCCGCGCUACUGCCUCUUCGGCGACACCGUCAACACGGCCUCGCGCAUGGAGUCUACCGGCGCGGCGUGGCGCAUCCAGGUGUCGGCGGCGACGGCGGCGCGGCUGGCGGCGGCGGGCGGCUACCGGCUGCGCUCGCGCGGCCUGCGCCACAUCAAGGGCAAGGGCGCCAUGCACACCUACUGGCUGCUGGGCAAGGACGGCUUCGACAGGCCGCUGCCCGUGCCGCCGCCACUGCAAUCCGAAGAGGUUCUGUUCGAGUCAGACGGUGAGAACGAUAGCGAGCGUUCUUGUGCCGAAGCUGCACCACUUCUUGACCAACCAUCUGCUGUAUUUACUGCUGAGGAAGACAGUAUAGUCAAAGUUGAGUGUAGUCUGGUAUGCGAGUAUACACAGUGUAGGAUGUGGUGGUGCACAGAGGCGGGCGGCGCGCGGGCGGGGCGCGCGGCCUGGGCGCGCUCGGGCGCCGCGUCCGCCGACAGCAGCCCGCCGCGCACCGCGCACCUCGCGCACCCUCGCUACAGGUGCCUGGCGGGCAGCACGCGCUCUCUUCGCCGCCAGUGGUCGCUGGAACGCGGCGACGUGUUGGCGGCUGCGGCGGCGGCUGCGGCAGACGCGGGGGAUGCGGGGCAUGUGGGGGGCGCGGGGCAGGUGGUGGGCGAGCCGCUGGCACUGCGCGUACCUCCGCCCCGCGCGCCCCUAGCCCGCUAUCGCACGCGCCCUGAGCCGCCGCUGCCAGAAGACGCACGGGUCUCCUAA